GGAGACGCUGCAUUAAGGGAGGUACCGCAGUGGUUGAGCUCUAUUCUGCGGCGCUGCCUACACGCCAGCACUGGUUUUUAUUAGCUAGUCACAGCGAACUGACAGCAUUGUUUUUUUAAAGACGUAACGCAUAUAGUUGCCCAAGAUGGCCACUGAUUCAGGCUACGGCUCACAAGGUGGCUCACAAAGCUAUGGAUCAUAUGGCGGUCAGCAGGGGGGGCAGGGUUAUGGCCAAGGAAAUGGCAGUGGCUCUUUUGGAGGACAGAAUUAUGGUAGCUAUGGACAGCAAGAGGGCUAUGGCCAAUCCCAGCAGCAAAGUUAUGAAAGUUAUGGACAGGAUUCAUCUGGGUAUGGUGACAAAUCGUCUUAUGGACCCCAAGGUUCAUAUGGAGGUCAGGGUGGCAGUAGCGGCGGCGGUGGUGGCGGCAGCACUGCAUAUGGUGGCCAGAGCCAAGGAGGAGACAGCUAUGGACAACAAAGCUCCUAUGGAGGACAGGGUAGUGGCGGCGGCAGUGGUGGUGGAUAUGGUGGCCAGGGACAUGGAGCAGGCGGUGUUGGUGGCGGUAAUGGCGGCAGCAGCUAUGGACAACAAAGCUCCUAUGGCAGCCAAGGACAGGGCGGUGGCGGCGGCUAUGGAAGAUGGAGUGAAGGUGAAAGCGGUGGUCAGGGUGGAAGGUUUGGACGAGACCAAGGAGAUCGCUCAGAAGGAGGUGGCUUCAGGGGCCGUGGCCGUGGUGGCUUUGACCGCGGAGGCUAUGACCGUAGUGGUGGAUAUGACCGCGGUGGAUACGACCGUGGUGGAAGAGGUGGACCUCCUGGUAUGGGAGGUGGUGACCGUGGUGGCUACAAAAAUUACGGUGGCUCUCGGGACUACGGCUCAAGGGAUGAACCAGCCGGCGAGCAGGACAAUUCUGACAACAAUACAAUUUUUGUACAAGGACUUGGAGAAGAUGCGACUGUGCAGGAAGUUGGAGACUACUUUAAGCAAAUUGGUAUCAUCAAGGUCAACAAGAAGACCGGUCAGCCGAUGAUCAACAUCUACUCUGACAAGGCUACAGGUCGACCAAAAGGAGAGGCUACGGUAUCGUUUGAUGACCCACCAUCAGCCAAAGCUGCUAUCGACUGGUUUGAUGGCAAGGAGUUUAAUGGCAAACCCAUCAAAGUCUCCUUUGCCACCCGCAGAGCAGAGUUCACACAGAGAGGAGGCGGAAGAGGUGGGCGAGGAGGUUUCAGAGGUCGUGGUGGUGGUGGAGGCCCCAACUUCGAUGUCAAGGGAGGAGACUGGCCUUGUCCUAACAGUUCCUGUGGCAACAUGAAUUUUGCACGGCGGCAAGAGUGUAACAAAUGUGGGGCCCCUAAGCCAAGAGAUGCAGGCUUUGGAGGAGGAGAUCGUGGCGGCAGAGGAGGUUUUGGGGGUGACAGAGGUGGCGGCUUCAGAGGUCGUGGCGGUUUUCGUGGUGGAGACAGCGGCAGCUAUGGAGGAGGCGGAGGCGGUGGAUUCGGAGGUGGCUACAAGAUGGGAGGACGAGGCGACCGCAGAGACGACAGACGAGACCGGCCAUACUAAGGAGGAGCAGCAGAUGGAAACCAUUCCAGCCCUAGAGUUCAUAAUGGAUGGAGGGUGUAGUUUAUGGGUGGAGGAGAAGAUCAGGAAGGGGCCAUGGAUCAGACUCAUUUGUGUACUUUUUUAGCUGGUGCAUCCACACGUGUUGGGCUGUAAGGAGGCAGGAUGCGUCCAGCUAAUGUGAAAGGACUUGGGGCUGACUGGCACUGGUGACAUGUUGUUAAUGUUCCUUUUUUUGUUUGUUUUAUUUCUUUGUACAUCUUUUUAAUUUUUCUGAGUCUAGUUGCAGAUGUUUUGUGAGGUAGACUUCAUAACAUUUUGUAUGAGCUGAAUUAAAUCUUUUACUUCAAUUGUGUUUUGUUUUUUUCCAAAAAUAUUAAAACUGUGAUCUUUCA
Betta splendens (Siamese fighting fish) is the source of this 1959-nucleotide messenger RNA. It is a transcript of the gene taf15, whose product is annotated as TAF15 RNA polymerase II, TATA box binding protein (TBP)-associated factor. The coding region runs from base 146 to 1567 and encodes 473 amino acids. Gene Ontology annotation, molecular function: transcription coregulator activity; RNA binding. Gene Ontology annotation, biological process: regulation of DNA-templated transcription. Gene Ontology annotation, cellular component: nucleus. NCBI's taxonomy places the organism in Eukaryota, Metazoa, Chordata, Actinopteri, Anabantiformes, Osphronemidae. The record is from RefSeq and is a predicted model, not a curated record. The transcript is spliced from 16 exons.